CAGUCCCACUGCAAUACAUCUCACUCGUCAUUCCUCGUUUCACAUUUGUUUUUUCUCAGAAAAUGUCAGCCGCAUCUGCUGCCUCCGCAUCUGCUGCUUCGUCCUCUCCGCGCGUGCUCGUCAUCCAGUCGCACGUCGUCUCUGGCUAUGUCGGCAACAAGUCGUCGACGUUCCCGCUGCAGGUCCUCGGGUUUGACGUCGACGCCAUCAACAGCGUCCAGUUCUCCAACCACACGGGCUACCUCUCGUUUGCAGGCCAGCGGCUCAACGGCGACCAGCUCUGGGAGGUCUUUGAGGGCCUCGACCGCAGUGGGCUGCUCGGCCAGUACACGCACCUCGUCACAGGUUACAUUGGUUCGGCGUCCUUCCUAACGACCGUCAUCCGCGUCGUCCGGCGACUCAAGGAAGUCAACCCAAAGCUAAUCUACGUGUGCGAUCCCGUGCUUGGUGACAAUGGCAAGCUGUAUGUCCCGGAAGAACUGAUUCCGAUCUACCAAUCCGACGUGAUUUCGCUCGCCGAUGUCCUUUCGCUGAAUCAAUACGAAGCUGGCUUGGUCACAAGCUCGCCGACACCGGCUACCAAGCAAGACGCAUUGGCUGCACUGCAAACCUUGCAUAACCGCGGAAUUCAAACGAUCGUGCUGCACUCGACCGAUCUUGUUGCUACUGGACAUGCGAACGAUGUUGUGGUCAUUGGCAGCCAACGGCGAGAAGACGGAACACUCGACCAAUUCGAACUGUACGCGCCCAAGCUGCCAAUGACGUUUGUUGGAACGGGCGACUUGUUCACGGCGCUGCUGCUGGCACACACGCACGCGCUGCCAGCACACCUCGACCAGGCUUGCGAAAAGGUUAUCGCCACCAUGCAGGGCGUUCUCCGAAAGACCCUGGAGCACUUUUUGACCUUGCUCCCUGCCGAGCUCAAAACUGCCGACAACCUGCCCGUCCCCGAGGCCCAGACGAGCCGAGCGCACUCGUUCCACCGCGAGAUGCGUCUCAUCCAGAGCAAAUCCAUCAUCGAGUGCCCAACCGUCGUGCACAAGGCUCAACCCUUGACUCACGCGUAGUAUCAAUGCCAAAUUCUUCAAGCGAAGGCAGUGUUGGAAAAGUGAUGUUGCGUUUGACAACAACUUGUAAUUGGUUUGGUUAAUGCUUUAACAAUCUGUUUUCAAACAACAAAGGGGGG
Messenger RNA from Capsaspora owczarzaki ATCC 30864, 1186 nucleotides. RefSeq names its product pyridoxal kinase. The record is from RefSeq and is a predicted model, not a curated record. Gene Ontology annotation, molecular function: pyridoxal kinase activity. Gene Ontology annotation, biological process: pyridoxal 5'-phosphate salvage. Lineage: Eukaryota; Filasterea; Ministeriida; Capsasporidae. Gene Ontology annotation, cellular component: cytosol. The transcript has 5 exons. Bases 63 to 1067 code for a protein of 334 amino acids.